UGAAAACCCCAUAAACUUUGACUUCAGAAAUCUCUGCAAUAGUCGUUCUUGAUUCACAGAGAAGAAACAGCCAUGGAGCGAAGGCCUUUGGAUAUGACGCUUGUCUCAGCCAAAGAUCUGAAAGAUGUCAAUAUGUUCUCCAAGAUGGACGUCUAUGCCGUCGUUUCAGUUCACGGCGAUCCCGAGAAGCAGAAGCAGAAGACCCCCAUCGACAAGGACUGCGGAUCAAACCCUAAUUGGAAUCACAAGAUGAAAUUCACCGUCGAUGAGGCCGCCGCCAAUCAGAACAGACUCACCCUCAAGAUCAAGAUCAAAACAGAUCGGACACUCGGCAAAGACAAAGCGAUCGGUGAAGUGCAUGUUCCGAUCAAGGAAUUGUUUGAUCAGAAAGAUAAUAAGAAGGCCGAUGAAUUCGUUACUUACAGCGUUAGGACUUCGAACGGGAAGAGCAAGGGUGCUUUGAAUUUGUCGUACAAGUUCGGCGAGACAUUCAAGGUUGCUGCACCGCCUCCACGGCCAGCGCAUGCGGGAUCGAAAUCUGGGGAGCCCGUGAUGGCAUAUCCACCACCAGCUGGAUAUCCAGCCGGUUCCAGUUCGGGUUACCCGCAAUAUCCUCCACCGGGUGGGUACCCUGCACCACCUCCUCAUGCUGAAGCGGGUAAAUACCCGUACCAAUAUCCGCCACCUGGUGGGUACCAACCCCCUCAACAUGGCUAUCAGGGUUAUCCUCCUCAGCCUGGUUAUGGUGGCUAUCCGGGUUACCCGCCACAGCAGCCCGGCUAUGGUGCAUAUCCGGGUUAUCCACCCGUGCAACAACCCCCGAAGAAAAACAGUGGCGCUGGGAAGAUGGCGUUGGGUGUGGGAGCCGGAUUGUUGGGUGGGUUGUUGGUGGGUGAUAUGAUAUCAGAUGCUGCAGACAUGGGCGAUGGUGGUUUUGAUGGUGGCUUUGAUUUCUAAUUUCUGUUUUCUAUGUGUUAAUAUUUGCUUUCUUUAUAUGUUACUUUUUUAAAUAUAAGAAGUUAUGUGAAGGACCUGAGAUGAAAUGUUUUAAUAAAUUUUUGUAUUUCUGUUCAUCAGUUUCGUUCUUACAAUUGGUGGAUCCAUUGUCUAUAAUGGUAUACUGUUGGUCAUUCUA
Molecule: messenger RNA, 1135 nt
Organism: Tripterygium wilfordii
Lineage: Eukaryota; Viridiplantae; Streptophyta; Magnoliopsida; Celastrales; Celastraceae
Product: protein SRC2 homolog
Exons: 1
Coding region: 73-957 (294 amino acids)
Biological process (GO): defense response
Source: RefSeq, a predicted model, not a curated record